AAAUACUCAAGCACCGAGUUAAUUCAUUAUUGGAUGGAUCAGUUGGUGGCCGGCACUCGAAAUACAUUCGGCAAAAUUUUUACAAAACCCAACGUCGCCUUCCUGUUGUGUAAAUUUUCUGAAAAGAAAGUGUUCAAAAAUGAGUCACACCAUCCUUCUAGUCCAGCCUAGCUCAAGACCUGACACACGGACAUACAGUGACUAUGAGUCUCUUAAUGAAUGUCUUGAAGGUAUCUGUAAGAUCUAUGAGGAACAUUUGAAGAGACAGAAUCCAGAGUGCCCAAGUAUUACUUAUGACAUUAGUCAGCUGUUUGAGUUCAUCGACCAGCUGAAUGACCUCAGCUGUUUAGUAUUCCAAAAGAAUAUUGGCACCUACGGGCCACAUAACAAGGACUGGUUAAAAGAGAAGAUAUACGUUAUGCUUCGAAAUCAAGCAGGGCGAUAAUUAUCAUACGUUUUUCAGCGAAAAGAAAAUAAAGAUAAAAGUGAACAAAACAUUUUAAAGCCUAUAAGGGAAAGACAAUCCAUUGUUUCCAAGGAACAAAACAUGAUUGAUUCUUUUAUUUGUUAAAUCGGCAAAUUAUGUUUGAUAGAAAAAUAUCUUUGUAUGGGGAUUAAAGACAGGUGAAAAUUCUAUUAUGUGAAAUCAGCAUCUGACUUCAUUUCUAGAAUCUUGGUGUUCAUUCAUUCCAAAUUUGGUCUGGAUAAGUGAUUCGCAAUUCUCAGAAGGGCUCGGUAAAUGCAGGCAAAUGUCGCUAGAAUUUUGCUGUUGUUAUUUCACUCAUUUCAUAUUUGCUCAUCCAUGUGAUUUCCUAAAGUCUGAAAAACUUCAUCAAUGCUCAUGUGUGCGUGGAUCAGAAUUUAAAUUUUUGUAAACGUUAUUUGGGGGUUUAUAUAUGUAUGGAUCAGGAUAUAAAAAUUUGAAAACUUUUAUCUUGACUUGUGCAUUCACAAAUCAAGAUGUAGAUGUAAUGUUACAAUUGAAAGCUUUAUCUUGGCUUGUUAGUUUUUCGGGUUUAUUUGGCUCAUGUAUGCAUGGACCAAGACAUACCGGUGUCAGUUAUUUAAGGUAAGGACAAAUUCAACUUGGAACUAAAUUUUAGUCACUUUUCAAGUUUCUAGAUACACAGUAGUGUCUACAAGUUUCUGGAUAUACAGUAGUGUCACAGUCUAAAAAAAUUUGCCAUGAUUGUUCAUUUGCAGUAUUUGAUGGUCUUAUUAAUCCAUUUUAUAAUAAGAAGAUAACACAUUCUUAAAUUGUUGUAUACAAUUAGUAUUGUUAUUUUGUCAUUUUUAGGCUGUUUCAAUCUUUUUACUCUGGAAUGACAUGUUUUCCUAUUUAAGAUAUUUAUGGGUUAAGGAUUAAGUACAAAAUACACAUUAUGAGUUCGCGAUUCAAAUAAUUACUUGAUAUUGUUGAUUUGAAAAUAAUGAACAAAGUACAUUAACGUUGUGGAUGUAAUGUUAUUUAUUUUGUCCGUUGUUACCACAGAACCCUCAUGUUGAUAUUGUAAUCAUGGAUAAAUGUUACAUACACAUGUACAAACUCAUUCAAUUUUAUCAAUACAAUUAUAUUUUUAGUAA
Molecule: messenger RNA, 1584 nt
Organism: Ruditapes philippinarum (Manila clam)
Lineage: Eukaryota; Metazoa; Mollusca; Bivalvia; Venerida; Veneridae
Product: enhancer of rudimentary homolog
Exons: 4
Coding region: 140-445 (101 amino acids)
Source: RefSeq, a predicted model, not a curated record